This is a messenger RNA of Stegostoma tigrinum, 2070 nucleotides long. It is a transcript of the gene nup62l, whose product is annotated as nucleoporin 62 like. The record is from RefSeq and is a predicted model, not a curated record. Gene Ontology annotation, biological process: RNA export from nucleus; protein import into nucleus. The transcript is spliced from 13 exons. Gene Ontology annotation, cellular component: nuclear pore; nuclear pore central transport channel. Bases 197 to 1981 code for a protein of 594 amino acids. Gene Ontology annotation, molecular function: structural constituent of nuclear pore; phospholipid binding. NCBI's taxonomy places the organism in Eukaryota, Metazoa, Chordata, Chondrichthyes, Orectolobiformes, Stegostomatidae.
CUUGGGAGGUGUGUAGCGAGCGAAGUUGUUCGUACAGUACCUGUGAGAGAGCGGGAUCAUUUAGGGCCGGAUAUAGAGGGGGCCGAAAAGAGGAGCGAGAUCGCUUCGGUAUCGGCCUAGAGAGUCCAUUGUCGUUUGCGCCAGUUCUUGCAUAGGGGAUCUUCCGUGAAUCAGACCGGAACCCCAAGAUUUCAAAAUGAGCUUCAAUUUUGGGAAUCCGGCUGGAGGCGGCAGCUUCUCCUUCACUGCUCCCAAGACGGCAGGCACAGGGAGUGCGUUCUCUUUUGGCAGCACUACUGCAGCCUCCCAAGGGACCUUUAGCUUUGGAACACCCCAGCAGGUUACAACAACGGCCACCUCAGCACCCAGCACUGGUCUGUUUUCGUUCAGCACUCCCACUACUGGAGUCGCAUCAUCUACUGGAUUCUGCCUGCCAACACAGCCAGCAACAACUGCCACUACUGGAGGCUUCUCUCUUGGAGUGAACAAGCCAAGUUUAGGGUUUGGUGGCACAGGAUGCAACCCAGUCUCUGGCUUCUCUUUCGGUAAUGCUCCUGCUACCAGUACCACUACCACCACUUGUCCAGCCAUGUCCUCUGUAUCGGCAGCCCAGACCACAACACCAAUGGGCUUCAGCUUUGGCAGCAAUCCCACACAGCCAGCUGUCGGAGGUUUUGGGCUGGGGUCCUCUACCACAGCUCAGUCAACAUCUUCCACUGGGUUUGGAUUCACCUCUACCCUGGCUGCCCCAACCCAGACGACAGCAGCUGGUGGAUUUACCUUCAAUGCAGCUACAAAUGGAACACCCACGCUAACUGGCUUUAGCUUUGGCACCUCAGCAACUACAGCAGCUCCCAAACCAGCAGCACCACUUUCUUUGGGUGCACAGUCUACAGGUUUUGCUUUUGGUGUGUCUACAGUGGCGUCAUGUGCCAACACCUCAGCUCCCACAAUGCAGGGCUUCUCAUUUAAUGCAAAGCCAGCAGGAACUUCAACUAGUAUAUCAACAGCUGGACCAACUCUGUUUGCCUCAGUAGUGAGCUCAGUACCUCCUGCCACUUUAGCGACAACUGGCUUUCCAUUGAGCAGUGGUACCACUCCUACUCUUACGGCUGCUACAACUUCUCCAUUUGGAUUUAAACCAACCAGUACAGCCUUGCCCAUCACAACAGCUGCAAGUCUGGCUUCCACCUCUGCUGCUGCAGCCACCAGCAACACUGGCUUUUCUCUGGGGCUGAAGGCACCAGCAAAUUUCUCCUUGGCGCCAGGGCCUGCUGCAACAGCUGCCAGUGUGAGCACCACAGCUACCACAACAACUGCUGCUGUAGGCGCUACUGCCACCAUUACUACCGCCACCACUACUGCUCCCGUUACUAGCAGUACUCCUCCAGUAAUGUCAUAUGCUCAGCUGGAGAGUCUCAUCAACAAGUGGAGUGUGGAGCUAGAGGACCAAGAGAAACAAUUCCUUCAUCAGGCCACACAGGUCAAUGCUUGGGACCGGAUGCUAAUCGAAAAUGGCGAGAAGAUCACUGCCUUACACCGAGAAGCAGAGAAAGUGAAGCUGGACCAGAAGAGACUGGAUCAAGAGCUUGACUUCAUCCUGUCACAGCAAAAGGAACUGGAAGACCUGCUGGAACCACUGGAGCAAUCUGUCAAGGAUCAACAUGGUACCAUUUACCUGCAGCAUGCUGAUGAAGAGCGAGAGCAUACUUAUAAACUGGCGGAGAAUAUUGAUGCUCAACUGAAGAGGAUGGCCCAAGAUCUGAAGGAAAUUAUCCAGCAUCUCAAUACCACUAGUGGUUCCUCGGAGAUUGGUGAUCCAUUGCAACAAAUUUGCAAGAUUCUCAAUGCCCACAUGGAUUCUCUGCAAUGGAUUGAUCAGAGUUCAGUCUUGCUGCAGAAGAAAGUGGAGGAUGUCUCAAAACAGUUUGAAAUCCGUCGGAGAGAGCAAGAAAGAAACUGCAGAAUUACAUUUGACUGAACCCGGUUGGGAAUUAACUUGCACCAUGAACCUGUACCAUUCUUUUUUCCAAUUUGUUUUCAAUAAAGAAUCUCAUUAUUGCUCAGUAA